AUGCUCAAUCUAACAGACGAAAACGAACUCAAAUAUGAUGGCCACAGCAACGUUACGGUGGAGGCAUCAGUUAAAGUUGCUGUACGAGUUCGACCACCCAAUGCACGCGAGCUUUCUAAUAGCUCUUUGAUAUCUGUACGUGCUAACAGCAAUCAAGCCACCGUGACGAUUUCCAGACCCCAGACCGAAGGUUACUCAAAAAAAAAGAAGUCCUUCCAGUUCGACAAUGUGUUCUGGUCGGCGGAUUGCCCUGACGAGUGCGGCGGCAAGCCUGCUGGGCAGGUUGAUGUGUACGAGGCGAUCGGGCGGCCGUUAGUGCUUCACGCGUUCAGCGGGUUCAACUCGUGCCUGUUCGCGUACGGUCAGACCGGGAGCGGCAAGACGUACACGAUGAUGGGGGGCGACCCGAGCGCGCUAGGCGGGGCGGACGCUGGCGUGACGCCGCGGCUGUGCCUGGAGCUGUUCCAGAGGCGUGCGCUCAUCGAGGCGGAGGGCCACUCGAAGUGGACGGUGGAGGUCGGGUACGUCGAGGUGUACAACGAGCGUGUGUCUGACCUGCUGGCGAAGCGAAAGAAGGGCUCGAAGGAGGAGGUGUUCGUGGAGGUGCGGGAGCACCCGACGCGGGGCGUGUUCAUCGAGAGCCAGCGAUUCUGCGAGGUGUCGAGCCUGGAGGACAUUGUGGAGCUGAUUGAGGCGGGCAACCGUGUGCGCCACACAGCUGCGACGAAGAUGAACGACCGCAGCAGCCGCAGCCACGCGAUCUUCAUGCUGAUGCUGCGGGAAGAGCGGUCGAUGCGGUCGGCCACUGGACAGACGAUCACGACCGCCGGCAUGAAUAGCCGGAUGAACCUUGUGGACCUCGCGGGGUCUGAGCGCGUUACGCAGUCUGAGGUUGUUGGGCAGCAGUUCAGCGAGGCGCGGCACAUCAACCUCUCACUGACGACGCUUGGGCGUGUGAUCGACAUGCUGGCCGAUAUGGCGAAGAACGCGAACAGCCAGUGGUCGAUGCCGCCGUACCGUGAGUCGAAGCUGACGUACAUUCUGAAGGACUCGCUGGGCGGUAACUCGAAGACGUUCAUGAUUGCCACGAUCAGCCCGAGUGCGAUGAACUACGAGGAGACGCUGAGCACGCUGCGCUACGCGUCCCGCGCGCGUGACAUUGUGAACCUAACGAAGGUGAACGAGGACCCGCGUGCACGGCGGAUCCGUGAGCUGGAGGAGCAGAUGGAGCGGAUGCGGCAGGACAUCCAGGGCAGGGAUCCCGCGUACGUGGCUGAGCUGGAGGAGAAGCUGGUGCUGCUCGAGGCUGAGGCACAGAAGCGUGCUGCCGAUCUGCAGGCGCUGGAGAAGGAACGUGAGAAGAACAAGAUGCGUGAGAAGAUGCUGCACGCAACGGAGGCUGAGCGGGAGGCGCUGUUGGGCAAGGCGACCGAGCUGGAGCGGCAGGUGGAGGAGUCGCGACGCCAGGCUGGGUAUCACGAGAGGUUGCUUCGUGAGCUUGAGGAAAAAGAACGUCUUAUGCUGGAGCAGAUGCGCAAGCGUGAGGCGUCGAUGGAGAACCGCACGGAGGCUUUUCAAACCACGUUAGAGCAGGAGCGUGCAUUAUCGUUACGUCUGCGUCACGACUGUGAGCUUUAUUGUUUACAGUUGAAGGAGAUGGAGACGCGCUAUAACACUUCAGUGUUGCAUCUUCAGUCUAUGCUUUCUCUUGUUGUGCAAGGCAGCAUGAACGGCGCGGUGCAUCAGCAGGCGGAGCAGCUCAGGGUUUUAAAGGAGAAUGCGGUGCUCCAGGAGGAAACUGCUUCGCGGCAACAACAAGAGGUUGCCGCCGCGAAAGAUGCGCUGCAGAGGGUGGAGAGAGAGAUGUCGUCGUUGUGUGCAGAACUUACUGAUAAGCUGACUGCAUUGGAGACGGACAACCACGCGCUGCAGGACUCCAAUGAGGCGCUGAAGGUCCAACUGGAAGAGAUGCAAUCACAGGUGAGUGUGUUGCGUGCACAGCUGUCGGAUACCGCAACUGAUCGAGAUGGCCUCGUUACUAAGAUCGAGUCCCUAAACAAUGAGAAGGCUGAAUUGCACGGGCUGUACGAGGAGAGCAGUGCUCUGAUCGAUGAUCUUCAGCGUAAACUGAACGCACCACUCGUCAAGACGCACCACUCUAAAAAGUUUGAGGGGGAUGAGUGGGAUAUAUUGUUCAAUGGCCGCCCAGUGGAGCUCCGUGACACAUUUACAAAGGACGUGAGUGCUGCCUGCAAGGUGCCCAACGAUGCUGUCACAAAUGUUCAAUUCGCCCUCGGAAGUCUGCUGUGCGAGUUUGAUGUGACCCACGCCGACCACAUCAGCAAGGAAGAUAUUGACAACAACAUCAAAAUAUACGCGUUCGAUAACAUGCACCAGUUGUACAGCGACCGCAACGGAGAAAAAAAGGGCCUCGACAAGGCAUGGGAUGACAUUCAACGCCUUAAGGGAGAGUUAAACGCUACUAAUGAAAACAACAAGGCACUUGCACAAGAAGCCGAAGAGAUCAACAGAGAAAAUGAUAACCUCCGUAACAAUGUACUUGAUGUAGAAAAAGCACGAGACCAGCUUUCCAACGAAUUGGAAAUAUCGCGCCAUGAAAGAGAAACUGCAACAAAACAGCUUGAAAGCUUUCAAGAGGCUCUGCACCACAGAGACGAGCAACUUCAACACAAAGCCAACGAAAACAUCAAACUCGCUGAAGAGCUGCGCAGCACGGAGGACGCCAAGGCGGAGGUGGAGAAGAACCUCGAGUCUGUGACGGCUGAGCGCGACGACCUGGCUGAGAACCUGCGCAGCACGGAGGACGCCAAGGCUGAGGUGGAGAAGAACCUCGAGUCUGUGACGGCUGAGCGCGACGACCUGGCUGAGAACCUGCGCAGCACGGAGGACGCCAAGGCUGAGGUGGAGAAGAACCUCGAGUCUGUGACGGCUGAGCGCGACGACCUGGCUGAGGANCUGCGCAGCACGGAGGACGCCAAGGCGGAACUGAAAGAAAAAACUGUGAGUUUGUUGUCUGAACGUGAGAAACGUAUCGAUGUGGAGUCAAAGGUGUGCUCGCUUGGUGAACGUGUUGUUCGCUUGGAGAAAGACAAGGUGAAGCUUAAGGAAGCCUACGCACUUCUCCAGGACAUUCAACGUAAAGGCGAGGUGCGUCUUGGUGUGAGGCAUGGCCUUUUGAAGUCGAAGGACGGAAAUGCGGGUCCGAUAAAGAAGGGUUUCACGUUUACGGAAAAGUUGUUGUCUAGGAAAUCUUGUUUUGACAAGGAAAAUAAGUAA
This is a messenger RNA of Trypanosoma grayi, 3297 nucleotides long. RefSeq names its product kinesin-like protein. Lineage: Eukaryota; Euglenozoa; Kinetoplastea; Trypanosomatida; Trypanosomatidae. The record is from RefSeq and is a predicted model, not a curated record. The transcript has a single exon. Gene Ontology annotation, molecular function: ATP binding; microtubule binding; plus-end-directed microtubule motor activity. Bases 1 to 3297 code for a protein of 1098 amino acids. Gene Ontology annotation, biological process: microtubule-based movement.